Molecule: messenger RNA, 2609 nt
Organism: Rosa chinensis
Lineage: Eukaryota; Viridiplantae; Streptophyta; Magnoliopsida; Rosales; Rosaceae
Exons: 9
Coding region: 535-2457 (640 amino acids)
Source: RefSeq, a predicted model, not a curated record
CAAGUUUUUUAAUUAGAAUGCUAGUCUUUUCUAAUCUACUGGCCACGACAAGAAGCUGCUUUCACAUUCUUUGCUUCCCCUACAGCUCUUCCCAAACACACAAGAAACCUCCGGAAGUCUAAAAGGAACGUAUCUACUACUAUUGCGUGAUCCCUCCCUAGAACUCACAACUUGUAACCCAGCUUGGUUCAGCUUUGACCCCCCAAAAAGCGCCAAAAUCAAAGAUUGGUUGCUUUUUCGUUUCUUCUUACAAACACCCUCCGGUUUUCUCAGCAGCAAUUUCAGCAAAAAAACAACACUAGCACACUUUAUGAUUUGCAAUACCCACAAUAUUUUGUCCAAAAACCACAAUCCAAAGCAAACAAAAAAAAAACAAAACCCACAAACCGUUUUGUCCCAAAACCCACAAAUCCAAGCAAAGAUUUCAUCUUUCUUUGUUUCUAACAAAACCCACAAGCCAUUUUGUCCAAACCCCCACAAUUCAAAUCUUUCUUCGUUUCUGACAAAACCCACAAAACCAUUUCGUGAAGAAGAAUGAGCUGCCCAGCAAACAGCUUCAGCUACAAUGGAAGCCACUGUGCUUGUGCAGUUGGGUAUCUUCAGAACCGGACCAGCCACGCCUGCGUCCUCUUCACGGCUAACUCCACCAUCUCCACCGACGGCGGCGUCUCCGACGACUCUUUCGCCUUUGGCAUACCGCAGAGCAUCUUCUCCUUUGACUCCAUCAAGAAGUUCACGCAAUCCCAAGCCGUGUUCUUGGAGGCCACGCUUGUGUUGCUGCUUUCUUGGUUUGUGUUCUGCUUGUUUCUGAGGUGUACCAAGGUUGGGAAUGAUGGGAGGAGCAUCUGGUUCAGGCUUAGAUGGUGGGUUAGCAGAUUGGAUGUUUGCUUUGCCACUAGGCAUUGGCUGGAUGAUCAAAAGAUGGUUAAGAAACGGAAAACAGAACUUGGUGGAAUGUUUUCAACAGCAAGCUGGAUACUCUUUAUUGGUUUGUUUGCUGCGUUGCUCUACCAAAUCAUAACUAAGAGAAGUAUCGAGGUACAUAAUGUCAGAGCAUCAAAUGCACCUGAUUUGGCCUUGUUCAACAAUGACCUGGAAUUUAACAUAACCACUAUUUCUAGUAUGAGCUGUUCAAACUUACGUGAUCUUGGUACUUUGGUCACUGGAAAUCCUGGCUUCAUCGACUACAGAGUGGUUCCUCUGUCAAAAUUUGGGAACUACUCAUGUCAAAAUACAAGUGGAGGACCAAGGAUAACUCUUAGGUGCAAUAAUUGUCAACCAAUUCAAGACAAUAUGUACAUUUCCUGGCAGUUCACUGAUCUUCCUGAUAAUCCUGCUGCUGCUGUUGGAUUUCAGUUCAAUCUUACUACAAGGAGCCAUGCUAAUAAAAGACAUCUGAGUUUUGUUAGUGGAACCCUGAAGAAUGCAAGUACUUUGGAUGAUAGACCAGUUACAUUCAGAGGGAGUAAUACAAAUAUAUUGAAAUUCAGUUUAUUUCCGCGGAUAUACCGUAAUCUACAUGAUCUAAGGCUCAUCCAACCUUUGUUUCAUGCGUUUGUACCGGGUUCAUUCUUUAAUGACACAAGUCAGCUCCAAGCAUCCCUUCAAAGUCCGAAGGAUGGAAAACUUAACACUACAUUGUACAUCAACUUCCUCUCUGACUACAUUGUGGAGAUAGAUAAGCGAAAUAUUAUGGGUCCUGUGAGCUUCCUUGCGGAUCUUGGCGGCUUGUAUUGCAUCUCCAUUGGCAUAUUUUUCUACCUUCUGGUGCAAUGUGAGUUUAGGAUUAAAAAACUCCGGAAUGAAGAUAGUGUGCUGCGCACGAUCAGAAAUCGGCGGAAAGCUCAAGACCAUUGGGAUAAAUUGAGGAAAUAUGUGAUGUACACAUGGAACUGCAAAGCAUUGGAUGAAUGUUAUGAGAGCACAAACAACAGAUCAUUUUGCACUGUUUUCAGUACACAACCAGUACUCCGAAGUGGGACAUCACAGAAGCGAAUGCACCAUGAAGCAGAUACCAUUAGUUUUAACAGGAAACUCAGCUUAAAUAACAAGAAGACUGUCGUUCAAGAGUGCUUGGACACUGAUGGGGAUGUGGAAUUUUAUACAUCGAGAACUAGAGUGAACCCUCCGGAAAGUUCAUCAAAUUCUGGAGCUGGAGUUGGACCUCAUCUGCAAAGUGAAUUACUUGCCUCUACAAGGAAUGGAAAACAGCAAGGUGUUGCUUCGUGCGAGCAAGAUUCGUACCUGCCUAAAGCAUCAUCUCUCACAAAUGAUGAUAUCAUUCCUCCACCCCCUUCACUUGAACUGAAGGACCCUGCUGAAAUGGAUAUGUCUGAUGUUCAGAAGAAUCUUAAAAGUUUGUACGAGUACAAUGUGAUGCUUAGGGAAAAACUAGUAGAGGCUCAGUCUUUCUUCCAUUCUUUAGCUACAAACUCUUCAACAGAAGUCCAAACAUAGCCUUUCAGACAAGGAUAUAUACGUUUAUAGUGUGGUCGUUCCUUUUCAUGGAUAUAGUUUUUGUUAAUGAGUAGCCUACUGUUUUAUUUCUUUUUGAAACAUGUUUGCGGAGUUUUACAAUUUUUAAUUAAUUAAUUUUAUUAUUAUUAUUU